This is a messenger RNA of Lotus japonicus, 1091 nucleotides long. RefSeq lists its product as uncharacterized. Bases 155 to 910 code for a protein of 251 amino acids. The record is from RefSeq and is a predicted model, not a curated record. The transcript has 2 exons. NCBI's taxonomy places the organism in Eukaryota, Viridiplantae, Streptophyta, Magnoliopsida, Fabales, Fabaceae.
CUACACCCCCUAAAUAUUUUAAUGAUCAUGCUUUCAUCACCUGCUACGUACUACUAAUCCAACAAUUCCAGUCUCAAAAAAUUCACCAUCAUGAUCUUCAUAAUAAUCUUCACCUCAUAUUCCUAGCUACUCUCUCACCCGGCCCUCUCUUUCCAUGGCCAACACCAAAUCCAAAACCAAAACCACAACCACAAGCACCCAAUACUCAAAACCCAAAACCUCUAUUUUUCUAUGCUGCUUUGGAUCUCACAUGCCCAAGAAUAUUGAAGAGUCUGAUCCUAUUAUCCCCGAGAGAAAGAGAACUAGCCGGUUUUCAUGGCCGAGGAUUCGAUUAAAAAACAACAUGAUGAAGUCAACCUCCAAAACGGUGCCGCUUGAAGCUUCAUUCUCGGAGAAAGCUCAGCCAUAUCCCCAGACAAGGUCAAAGUCAACUCUCAAUCAUAAGUCUCCACCGCCUACACCACCACCUCCGGUGGUUCUCUCCGUCACUCCCUAUAAUUCACCUACACAGACAAGGCACGGAGCGAGUAACAAUAUUGUAGAGGACACUCGCGAACAAGGUACAUCAACAUCUACUCCAACCCGCGCAAAACGGCAGGCGCGGCGGCUGUCGUCGUCAAUGCAGAACCAAACGACAAUCAAAAAGUCCAAAACCGCAGGGAGCUCGUACGACGCUUUGGUUGCCAUGUCCGUGCUAGGAGUGACACUCGUGAUAAUGAUUUUUUGGGGUCGUUUAUGUGCCAUUCUUUGCACUUCUGCAUGGUUGUAUUUUAUCCCUCGUUUUAGAAACACUACUACUGUAAACGACGUCGUUCAUGAUACGAGGUCAAACGACGUCGAUUUGGACUCUGAAGUGUACAAGAAGAAAGUGAUAAUGGAAGGAUUACUUGGGAGAAAUCACCGAGGUUAAGAAAAGGAUUCUGGUCAUUUCGGUUGGUUGGUAGGUGGCGUUGUUCAUCUUGUCCUUUCUGUUUAGUGUUAGUGGCUGCUUGCAAUUUUGUCUUAUGGAAAUAAAUACAGAGGACAAAUUGUAAAUUAAUAUGUCUACUUAUUUAAUAUACUAUAAUUUAAUUAUUAUUUCUUUGUUUAAA